AUGAACAAUGUUGUGCAGAACAAUGAGAAGUGUCGGGUACGUUUUUCCAUUGGCCGAACUUAUUUUGAUGAUGUGUUGUGCAAUGUGGUCGAGAUGGAUACUUGUCAUAUACUUUUAGGUAGGCCAUGGCAAUUCAAUAAUAGAGCUACCCAUAUGAGCAAAGACAAUGUUUAUAUCUUCAGGAAAGAUGGACGACGAAUUGUGCUCAAGUCUCUUACAGAAAAGGAGCCACCUAAGAUAAAGACUACUGAGAAGAAGGAACUCUUGGUGACAAACAACGAUGCUUUAGAAGAAAACUUGAAUCAAUCUGAAGAAGUCUGUGACUUGAUUGUAACUGAAAAAGAAGAAUCUGCCUCUACCGAAAUUCCUCCUAAGGAGCAAACACUUGAUAUGCAUGAGAUUCAUGAUGGUGAUAUGAUAGUGAAGAUGGAUGAUACACAUGAUAUUCUUAAAGUGGUUGAGAGUGAUGUUGCACAUAUUGAUGUUGUCCCGAUAGAGGAGAAGGAUAAAAUAGAGAGUGAUGCAAUUGAUGGUAUGUGUGAAUUGCUUGGUGGAGGGCUAGAGAUAAAGGAGAUGAAAGAAUUGUGUAUGGAGUAUGACGCGAGUUUCUCUUCUCUGGAAGCAAAGAUUGUUAAUAAUUUCAAGGUGAUGAUACUUUCAGUACUAGAAUAUAAGAAGCAACAUGGAACAUAUUUUGAGGAGCUUUUCAAGUCAAUUGUAGAUCCACAUGCUGUCAGACACGUAACCAUGGUGUGUGAAAGAUUUAUUCAAGAAUUUGAGUCAGAAGAAGUCCUAGCUGAAGAGGCAAAACAACAGAUGAAGAAAAUCAAUGCUAAGUACAAGGUAGAUGCUGAUCGUUUGUUCUUCUACUCUUCCUUGUCGGAGAUGUAUAAAGUUCUGCAUGAUAGGAAAUGUUCUAAGUUAUAUUCUCAUAGUAGUACACUGGGUCUCAGAAAGGAAACGAGUGCAGAUACUCCAUUUAUGUACAUGCAUCACGGGAAAAACCAGUCCAUUUUCGCUUAUUUGUGGGUCGAGAUAUUCACAGUGAGAAGCUAUGUACCAUUGCAUAAUUUUGACUAUGUAUAUAGCUAUCUGAUGGAAACAAAUGUCAGCUUUAUCGAUUGUUUCAAGGAUCCUGGUCCACAUGGAACAGGCAAGUUUUCUCCACACAUGUUGCCUGAGGUUCCAGAAGAGAAGUUUAAGAAGGGUUCACAGCUUCGUCAAUUUCCGCCUCCGUUACGUCUUCCUCUCCGCCGAAGGAGAAGAGAUCGUCGAUUAUCCUUCUCCGACGAAGCCGAAGCGUUACAGGAAUUUGCAAAGAUGUGGAUUAUUCGUUGGAUAACCAUCUCCGUAGAAGCCAAAGCAUUACAGAAAUCUGCACAAAUUACUAUUUCUUCAGAAUUUCCGCAUUCAUCUCCAAAGAUUUCUGCAAUUGGGGAUUCAGUAAGUUUCAAGCGACAAGAGUUUAAAAAUUCCAACAGCAGCUGGAUCGACAUUAUAAAGAACGAUGGCAUCCACCAACGAAGCACCAAUUCCACACAUCCAAAUACGCCAACUAAAAAAUUUCAAAGAGAGUGGACUAUUCUUGUUGUUAUCCUAAGAACUAUCGAGUCAUCUUAUGAGAACAACAAAGGAUCAGGAAAACUACUAAAAUUAAUUUUUGCCGACUCAGAGGGGGAAAAAAUACAAGGUAUUAUGUUUGGAGAAACUAUUGAAAUGUAUAAGCACAUGCUUCAGAAGAAUAAUGUUCUUUACAUCUCAAAUGGAGAAGUCAAACCAAUAAACCCGCUUUAUGGAAAUGUACAUGAGUCAAUUGAGUUGACAUUGACUAAAAACAUUUCUAUCAAAGAGUCAAAAGCAGAAUUUCAAUUUGAUAAGAUAUUGAAUAACUUUAUCUCAAUCAAAGACGCAAUUUCCAACGAGGAUACAAGGAAUAUAAAUGUUCUUGCAAUGAUAGCAAAUGUCAAGCCUAUGAUCAAGUACGUUACAAGAUAUAAUAAGGCAGACACAAGGCGAGACAUCAUUAUAGUAGACAAAAAUGACAUAACAUUGUCUGUAACUUUAUUCGGAGAUUUAGCUGUCAAUGAAGGCUCAAUGAUUGAAGGAACUAAGCAUGAGACAACUAUAAUAGCGCUAUCAGAUUUCAAAAUAUCAUUAUACAAAGGGGAGUUGUGCUUGACUUCGCAAAUUGCAUCAACAAUAUUUAUCAACCCUGAUAUACAACUUGCUAAGGACAUGCGAGAAUGGGCUCUUUCAAAAGAGAACAUCAAGACAAAUGAUGCUCCGUCAAGGCUAUUUAAAAAUGCAACGGAAAUGAAUAUUGGUGACAUUAUGCAAGCUUCACAAGAAUCAUCAAAGGCACAAUAUGGCAGCUUUAUUGGAAAAAUAAGUAAUAUCUUAAAUAGACAUGAGGCUUGGUACUACUCAUGCACAGGCUGCAAUAAAAAAGUUGACAAAAAUAUUUAUGACAAAUGUCAAAAUUGUCAAAAAAACAAUGAAGACAGUAUACCGAGAUAUGUUGUCAAAAUCAUAGUGGAAGACGAAAUAGACAAUGCAAGAGUCACACUUUUUGACGCAGCAGAAACAUUGAUAGGAUGCGAUGCUCAAAAAUUCAUGGAUGAUAUAAAAGAGAAAAAAAAUCAGAGUUCAUUCUUUCAAAAGUUUGUUCUCAAUAUCGGAAAGACAUACAAGUUCCUUGUAAAGUUGGAUGAGAGGUCAAAGGAGGAACGUGCACAAGGAAAGAUAAUAGCACAAGAAAUUCAAAUCCAAGAGGACAUCACAAUCAACAUUGAUGAUGAUGAUUUAUUUCUCGAAUUACCAAAAAAGAAGAUCAAGGUGGAGAAGGAUUGAUCAAAGGCGAACAAAAAUUAAACAUUAAUGUUUUUUAAUUUUAAUUACAUUUACAAAUUGGUUAAAGGAUUUUAAAUGUGCUUUUCAUAGGCUUUUAAGUUUAUUAAUUGAUGAAUUUAAUUUGUUAAGACAAUUUAUGAUUUAUACGCAUAUGCUCAUAUAGUUGUUUGAUAACUAUUGCAUGGUUUGAUUGUUAUUGCAUUUAUUAACUUAAAUUUAACAUUUAAUUAUGUGAA
This is a messenger RNA of Asparagus officinalis (garden asparagus), 3086 nucleotides long. RefSeq lists its product as uncharacterized. The coding region runs from base 1 to 2850 and encodes 949 amino acids. Gene Ontology annotation, cellular component: membrane. Gene Ontology annotation, molecular function: glycosyltransferase activity. Lineage: Eukaryota; Viridiplantae; Streptophyta; Magnoliopsida; Asparagales; Asparagaceae. The transcript is spliced from 17 exons. The record is from RefSeq and is a predicted model, not a curated record.